UGGGCAAUGCUCUGGUUUGUUUCGAUCAGUAUGCAAAGCUGAUAACUGGAGAGAGAAAGCCGCUAUAGUUUGAAGUUUUGGCGGUUGAAAAGUGGACUAUUCUCAACUAUAUUAAAAGAAACAGUCUUUAUAUAUUUAUUUAGCUAUAAAUAUAUCUCGUGCAUGUAUUACUCAAAACAACUUCAAACAGUAGUCUUUUUCCACUUAAAAUAGCUAGCUAGCUAGCAGUUUCCAAGCUAGCUAAGUUAGCUGACUAGUAGUGGCGUUGCAAACAGUAGAGCGAAUCUGGAGUUGGUCAUAAUUGAACUUCUUUCUGGACGGAGUGGAAAACAAGCAGGUGAACUGGAGCCAGCGGGCCCAAAAUGACAGAGAGCUUCCACAACAUUGAAGAUGAGCCCUUCCCCAGCUUCCUGUCGGCCUCGCUCGGUAGCGGCAACGGCACUCUGGGGAACGUGACACUGGGCUCCAGGCUGGGGGUGCCCGUGGCCGCCUCCACCGUGGCUAAAAUUAGAGCCGGAGCUGACAACAGGAUAUCUGAUAUCCAGGCAUCUUAUCUGGAGGAUGGGCAGCUCUCGCUGGUCAACUCUCAGCCCUCCAGUGGACAGAGGGGGAAGUUCGCCCUGAGUUUCAAAGAUGACCUGGAUGGUGCGGACGACUUCAUUGCUGCUCACCGUUUGUCAGACAUGCUGGUUAAAAUCCACCUGGAUGAGGGGGAGUCCACUGCCAGGCUCAAAGCGCCCCCACAGGGCUCUCCCCUGCAGGCAGACCCCCCUGCCCAGCGUGCUUCUGAGCACGGGGACGACCUGUCAACUGGACUAAUUACGUUUUCUCACCUGGGAGCUAGAGAUGUCACGGAUAUGAAGGGUAAACACGCUCUCCCCGAGGUGCAGGAGGAGGGCUCGGCCAGCGACAGCGACCGCCUCAGCGGCAGCGUCUCCAGUUUUGUGGCCAAUGAGAAGCUCCUGUCCGUGUACAGCCUGAACAGCGACGCCACAGACGAUGACAUCGACGUGGACCAGCUGCAGGACGACGAGCUGGAGCUGUACUUCAACAAGCUGGUCCCGCCCGCCAUGCAGAGGGGGCGGGUCGAGGGGCAGGAGAUCCCUCCCACUGGGCAGACUGGAAUUGCGGAAAAUUCAUCUCACCCGGGCUCUGCGGAACCUGAGAAAAACAGAUACAACUUCCUGGAUGAUUUUGACCAGGAUGACUUCCAGAUGCCGGACGUGCGGCUGGCGGCCACGGGCAUGGACUCGUGCCCGGCCAGCGACGAGGAGGACACGGAGGACGAGCUGGAGGCGGCCCGCCGGCUGGGCAGCGCCAGGCCCCGCUUCCUGCUGCCCAGCACCUCCAGACAGCUGGUCGGGGAGAGCCACCGCCCAAACUUCCGGCCCGGCCUGGAGGGGGGCAGCUCGGACGACGAGCCGCUCCCCGCCGCCGCCCGGAACGCCCCCGCCAACUCCGGCAUUGAGUUCAGACGCUCGGCUGAGGGCCAGGUGAUAAAUCCACCAAUCACAGGCGACGGCGGCGGGGGCGGAGACGGGAGCAGCGGGAGCGAGGAGGACGGAAACGACGGCGGCGUGUCCACCAUCCCCCUGCCCCCGGGCGGCGGCCAGGCCUACGACGGUCCGCGGGGCAGCGGCGCGGGCGGGGACCAGGACGGGCACGGGGUGCCCUCUCUCCCUGCGCCCAGCAGGGCCAGUGUCCCGGGACACAGCGAGAUGGGGGACCGCGUGGGCCCGGUGGGUACAGGAGAGGGCGGUUUCGUUGCCCCCGGCUUGGGGCCGCCCAGGCUGUCUCCUGUGAACUGGAGCAUGACUCUGGACCGGCAGGAGGCCUUGGAUGCCAUGGACAGCGCCGAGUCGGCGGCGGCGGCGGACGGGCCGCUGGACUCCCUCUACCUGUGGAACGGCGGCGGGCUCUGGCGGCCGCCGGACGCGCUGGGCUCCGCCCUCCUCCAGGGAACCCUCCAGAGCAGCUUCCACCUCUCCCAGGCGUUCCCGUCCCACAGCGCGAGCGCUGGCCAGGAGGAAGAGGAGGGGGCCCUGGGGCUCCGGGGCGGGCCCUGCGGCUACUCCACCGUCCCCGAGCCCUCGGACAGCAGCGGCGAGGGGGAGCCCCGGGCCGCCUCCCUCGAGGCCAAGUACCUGUCCCAGACCGGGCGGGGGGAGGAGGGGGACGACAUCUGGGACCGCCCCCCGGACAGCGCAAAGCUGGACUUCCAGCAAGGGGGCAACGUCGCUCAUAGUGUGGUCUACCAGAACGAGGAGGGCAAAUGGGUGACCGACCUGGCUUACUACUCCUCGUUCGAAAAGGAGGCGGAGGUGAAUUUCCCGAAAGAGGUGGCCAGCGAGUUCCAGUCGGAAGAGUUCGUUUCUGGCAUGGUCUGUCUUUUUACAGGUAACGCCAUUGAAAAGAUCAUUGAAGAUCAAGAGGAAUUUGAGAAGGAGAACCAGUUCAUACAGGAGGAGCAGAUGGCGGCCGAGAGCCCCGGUCUGGGUCUGGGGGACACCUCGUGGAGGCUCCCCAGCAGCAACCACAUCCUGAUGAGGGCGUCCCAGGUCUCCUCCGACUUCGAGCGGGGCAACCAGAGCUACCUGCGCCUGUCCCUGGGGGAGUUCUUCCUGCAGAGGUCCGAGGCCCUGGGCUGCCUGGGGGACAGCAUGGAGGACCGCGUGAAAAGGCCCUCUUUCGGCUAUGUCAUCACCUCCCCUGAGAAGAGGGAACCCUUUGCCCUCAUCCGGCCCUCAGACUUCUCCUCCAGGGGCAGCUCCGUGCACAGCGACACCCUCCUCAACAGCGACGCGGACGACACCAUGAACCGAGAGGAGCUGAACAAGACGGCGGAGAGGUCGUCUGAAAGGACGGAGCACAGAGAGGACGAGAAGCCCGCUGCCCCCGAGAAGGAAGAAGCAAAGGACCCCCGGGCCCUCGCCCCCGAGCCCCAGAGCGUCCCCGCCGGGAGCGGCGACUCCCCCAACAGCAGCAACGACCUGCUGCUGAGCAUCAGCACCAUCGCCACCGCCAUCGCCGACGCCUCGCUCAGCUCCGACCCCGCCCAGCUGGCCGCCAUGAUCAUGGAGCUGUCCAAGAAGAACCGCGACAAGGGCCGGCGCCCGGCCGCCGCCGACCGGAGCGCCCUGCUGGAGGCGCUGCAGAGGAGCGCCGCGUCGUCGGGGGCGGCGGGGGCGGUGCCCAGCGCCCUCGACAUGGAGAAGUACCUGCGCCGGGCCGAGACCUCGGGCAGCGACAGCGACUGCUCCGCCUCCCGCCACAGCUUCGACAUCCUGGGCUGGGCCGACGGGAGCUCCGCCGCGUCCACCCUGCGCGCGAGCCACGCCGCCACCGCCGCCGCCGCGGCGCCCCCUGCUGGGAAGGAGGACCCGGAAGCGCGGCGGAAAGAGAGGAAGAGCUCGGCGGCGGCCCCGCCUUCCAACGCGCGGCCCGGCGGGGGGGCCGGCAGGAAGCCCGAGGCGAGGCGCAGCUCCAUCCCGCGCCCCAAGGCCAGCUGCGGUCCCGCCGCGUCCGCCAACGGCAGCAGGAGGUCUGUCGGGGCGGGGCAGGCCCCCCACUCUGCUCAUUCUGCGCCAGCGAGUAAACCCGCGCCGGCUCAGAGCCGUCCAGAGCAGGGGGCCCCCGGCCCUGCCGUCUCAAACAGGGGCGGCUCCCAGGCACCGCCGGCCAGCGGGGGCGUGGCCCCCAGCCCCACCCCUGUCCCUGUCCCCACCCCCCGAUCGGUCGUGCCGGACGAACCCGCCUCCGUCCCCAGGACCUCCCCCCGUCCGCGGGACCUGCCCUCAGGACCGCCCCCCAGAAGCCCUGUUCCCAAUCCCUUCUGGCAAGGGAAUGAUGGGCGUGAGGGGGCGGGGCCCAGCACAGCCAAUCGAGAGCCGCCUGGCCACAGCGCUGUGGAAAAGCAUGUGGGCUUUACCCCAUAUAGCCACCUGCCUUCAGCUCAAAGCAAAGCCGUGGAGGGGGCGGGUUCUCCCUCAGAGCGUCCCCGUGCAGCAGUAGAGGAAUCCCACUGUGCCUUCAGACCGUCCACUUCCCCUCUCACGCAUUCGUCCCCAAGCCAGACUUCCUUCCCCAGUGCUGAUGGGACGGUGUCGUCCCCGGGCUCCCCCGGCGGCCCGGCGGACAGGCGCGGGUGCGAGACCCUCUCCCCCCAGUCGCACUGCUCCAGCCCCAGCCUGAGCCGGCUCACCUACAUCUCCCUGAACGACAGCACCGUCCUGCCCUCGCCCGACCGGGGCAAGGUGAGCGCCGCGGGCAACAGCAGCAUAGCCCUGAGCACCACCAUCGUGCGCUCCAGUCCCACGCCGCUGACGGAGCAGGAGCUGCCUCAGAGCCGACCCAACGCCCCGCUGGGUCAGCCCCUGGGCCUGGACCCGCGCCCCUCCCGCGGCCAGAGCCCGGACGGGCGGCCAGAGGCCCGGAGCCCGGGGUCCCGCUACGCCUCGGACCCGGACCCCCGGGACGGCCCCCCCCAGCGCCGCCCCGAGCCCGUCCCGCGCCGCCCCGCCCCGGGGGAUUCCGGCUACUCCGGCAACCUCAACUUCCUACAGCCGGGCCCCUCCAGCGAGCCGGGCCCCCCCUCGCUGUGGGCGGGCGCCCCCCCCGACAAGCGGGAGCCUCGUCAGGUGGCCGGGUUCGGGCUGCCCCCCUCCUACCCCGCGGAGGACCUGCGCUACGUCCCCGGCUUCAAGCCCCAGGGGGGGCCCCUGCUGGAGCCGCCGCCCACCGUCCCCUCCCUCCUGGCCGGCCGGCCCCUCUACAGCGGCCCGCUGGCGCAGCAGUACCUGGGCGGCGACGUCCCCCUGCACCCCUACGCCGUCGCCCCGGGCUACGCACACGGCGUGUGCCCCGCCCUUCCCCACGCCAACCCCCCCUCGGGACUGGCCCUCCAGCACGGCUACGUCGCCGCCUCCCAGCUGCACAGGGCCCACCUGCCCCCCCUGGAGCCCGGCCUGCUGGGCCCCGGCAAGCCCUACGGCCCCCUGGGCGCGCUGGGCGUGUGGAGCACCGCAGGCCUCGCCGACCUCAGCGCUCAAGUGGUGGUGCCGGACGAGCUCCGGUUCCCCGGCAGCUGCUGCGUGGGCAUCGCGUCCCAGACCUCGCUGAGCAUCUUCAACCCCACCGAGCGCUGGCUGCAGGUCGGCAUCGCCGUCAGCGGGCUGGCCAUCGACGGGGAGAAGGUGGAUUCGCUCCCCUACCAGUGGCUGAUGGUGAAGAACAAGACCAUCAUCGGGCCCAAAAGCACGGAGGAGCAGAAGGUGCUGCUGGUCCCGCCGCGGGCCGGGGUGUACCAGUGCACCCUCAGCGUGUCCUCCUGGCCCACCGCCGCCGAGGCGGAGGCCGCCGCCCGCGCCCAGGUCUUCGCCAAGCGCGUGGUGCUGGUCGCCAUGGCGGAGAACCCCUCCCUGGAGGUGGACGCCGGCGCGGCGGGGUGUCUGGAUUUCGGGGACCUCGCGGGCGGCUCCGCCCGGGCCCUCCCGCUGAAGCUCGUCAACAGGACCCGCGCCACGGUGCCCGUCCGCCUGGUGAUCAGCGCGAAUGCCACGGCCUGGCGCUGCUUCACCUUCUCCAAAAGCCCGGUUGCCGUGCCAACGGAAGCGAUGCUUCAGACCGGCAGCGUCGCCCCGCUGGCUGCCCCGUCUGUCAUGAACCACGUGAUGCACGCCAACUACGGGGACAACCCAGAAAGCUUCAUGCUGUGGGUCCACUUCCACGCGCCGCAGAAGUACGCCUCCGCCUCAGGAGCGCUGGGGCCGGCGGACGAGUACAGCGCGCGGGUGGACAUCGAGGUGGACAGCCCCGGGCCCAGUCAGGUGAUCCGGAGCGUGCAGCUGCGGGCCAGGUCCGGUACGGCGCGGGUUCACGCCCCCAAAGACAUGCAGGUGGUUCAGCUGGUCACGAUGUUGGGGAAAUCCACCAGUCAGACGCUCCCUCUGAAGAAUGCAGGCAACAUCGAUGUGCAGCUGAAGCUCAGGAGCAGCGGUGCCGACGACUGCUUCUCCGUGACGCCGGAGGAGCUCCUCCUGCGGGCCGGCGAGGAGCGGGGGGUCACGGUCAGCUUCGCCGCCACGGGAGCCCGAAAAUGCAGAGAGAGCAUGCUCACCAUCCUGGUGCUGCCGUCCGGGCCUCAGUACGAGGUCGUGCUGAAAGGAGAGGUCGCCCCCGACGAGUCGCCGCGGCGCCCGUUGCCAGGCAGGGCGGCCCACGCGGACGCGCCGCCCCCCGGCGAGGUGCCCCCCAUCCUCUCCAACAAGCAGUUCAUGGCGUGGGGCGGAGUCACCCUGGGCCGGGCCGUGCAGCAGAAGCUGGUCCUGAGGAACAACUCGCCCAGCUCCACCCAGCAGCUCCGCCUGCUGAUCCGGGGGCAGGACCAGGACUGCUUCCAGCUCCAGAGCACGUUCGGUCCAGAGGAGCGGCUAACGAGGCACAGGGAGCUGUCGAUCAGGCCCAAGGAGGACGUGGCCGUGCACCUCCUCUUCGCCCCGACCCGCGUGGCCUGCAUGCUCGCCAAACUGGAGAUCAAGCAGUCCGCCGUGCGGCCCUCCCAGCCGGGGGUGAAGUUCACUAUCCCCUUGUCGGGCUACGGGGGCACGAGCAACAUCAUCCUGGAGGAGGUGAAGAAGCUGUCGGACAGCUACGUGGUGACGCUGGGCGGCGUGGCGGCGGGGCGGGUCAGCAAGGCGUGCCUGUCCAUGCGCAACACGGGCUCGCGCGCGGCCUUCGUCAGGGCCGCCGCCUUCUCCGACGUGCAGGCCCGCGCCGUCGCCGACCCCGCCCUCAUCAGCCUGGCGCCCGCACAGUUCGUCCUCAAGGAGAGGACCCAGGAGGUCAUCACGGUGACGGUGAAGGCCACCCCCAGGGAGCAGGAGUUGUGUCAGUCUGGCGCCGCCCCCCUGGCCACAGUCUGCUUCUUCUGUGGGGAUGAGGUGUCGCGCCAGCAGUACAAAAGGUUUGUGCACAGCAACCCGGACGCGGGGCGGAAAGUGCUGUCCGAUAACAGCCUGCUGAAGAACGUCAACUUCCACCGGAGCUUCCUGGGCGAGGAGCAGGUGACGGAAGCGUACGACCUGCCGCUGAGGCCCAACGAGGCGCACCUGUUCUACGGCGGCAUGAGCAAGGUGGUGCUGUCCGUGCUGGGCAGCGCCGAGGGGUCCGACUCCGGCGAGAGCGACGGCAUGGAGACCCUGCGCCCGUCGGCGCGCCGCGGGUCAGAAUCGGACAGCGGGUUUGGGAACUCCGACCGCCACGUCAGCAACGUUUCUCUGGACGUGCUCCCGGUGAGGGGCCCCCAGGGGCCGCCCCUGGCCCUGAACGUGGCGGCCCCCGCGCUGAAGGGCCAGUCGGACCCUGCGGGGCCGCAGGGGGACUCCUGGAGCGUCCGGCCCGAGCAGCUGGUUCUGACGGCCCCUACCCUGAGCAGCACUACGGACACCAGGCACGUGCAGAUCCAGAACCACUCGUCCAGAGCGCUGAACUUUGAACUCUCCUGGCCCGCCCACUGCCUGACCAUCACCCCCCAGCACGGAGUCAUUGAACCAGAGAGCGACCUGCAGAUUCUGAUCAGCCCCAACCCGUCGCUGGCCACCAAGCUGUCUCUGCUGCCCUGGAGCGGGCAGAUCUAUGUGCAGUGCGACGGGCAGCAGAAGUUCAUCAAAGUGCAGAUCCGUCAGGACCUGGCUCUGGACGUCUCUGCCACCGCCUCAUUGGCCAAACCCCUCUCAAGCCUGCCCCCGCAGGCCGAGACUCCGCCCGCCCCCGGGUGCAGGACCCCCGGCGAAGCUUCCGCGCAGGUGGAGAUCAAGAACCGCACUCUGGUGUUCCCCGCCACAGCGUCCGGGGAGACUUCAGAGUCCGUCCUGGAGGUGGAGAACAAGGGAGAGGAAGUGAGGUGGUACCUCUCCUCCUUCGCCCCGCCGUACGUCAAGGGCGUGGACAGCAGCGGGGACGUGUACCGCGCCACUUACACGGCGUUCAGGUGCUCCCGGGUGUCGGGGACGCUGGGGGUUCAGGAGAAGAUGCAGAUACCCAUCACCUUCCUGCCCCGGGACAGAGGGGACUACGCCCAGUUCUGGGACCUGGAGUGUCACCCUUUGGCCGAGCCCCAGCACAAGAGCCGCAUUCGAUUCCAGCUCUGCGGGACGGGAGUGAAGGCUGGUGCACCGGUGCCUCCCCAGGAGAGGAACUGCUCCCUGGUGCGUACUGAAGCCACCGCGAAGGCCAGGAAGAGACCGGAGGCUCCUCCGGUCAAAACCAGCCAGGAGGAGGCGCCGCGGAGAGGGGUGUACGCGCCCCAGGACCUCUACACCUUUCCUCAGGUCCGUGCGGGCGAGUCCAGCACCCUGAAGGUCAACGUGCGCAACAACUCCUUUGACACCCACGAGCUGAAAUUCGUAAGCCCCAGGGAGCCCUUCUUCAUCAAGCAUUCCAAAUAUUCUUUAAGAUCACAACACUACAUCAACAUACCGGUCCAGUUCAAACCCGGAGCAGCGGGGAAGUUCAGCAGCUCGCUGCUCAUACAGGCCGACACCAGCGCCAGCCUGAGCAUUCGGCUGACUGGUGAAGCCCUGCCCUGAGACCCUUAACACGCGCGCGGAAGGGCCACCCUCACGUAUGGAGCCCCCCCUCCACGGAAAUGUGCGAUCGUCCAUUUCUCUUUUUUCUUACUUCACGGUUUCCCUCUGGAAUCCAGUGAUGUUCAAAGGCAGCUCCGUUUGUUUAAAAACAAAAAGAAAACGGCACGUUUGCACUGUGCAUUUGUACCGCACUCGAGUGCUCCAGUCAGGCUCCGCGCUGUCGUCGGACGCCCGUUUGACAUUUCAAAAUGCUAAUGGGCGUCGCCACUUGAUUUGCACUGCUUCGCAUUUGCAUAACCUUGAACCAAGCCACGGUGGUGCGGUGCGGGAAUGCAGCUGUAAAGUGUCUUUUCUCAUUUGUCAGAAUUGCAUUUGUAUAUAUAUAUUUAUAUAUAUUUAUCUUUUUCCUCCUCGCCCCUAAGAAAACCCAUAAAUUGCUUGAUAAAAUUGGUUUCUGAUUUUAAAAAAUUGCUCAGACAUUGUCAAAGGGCAUUCACGCAUGCGGUGAAGAUAGGGAAGACAAGAACAAGGCGGUCUUGUCAGCAGGGCGGAGGAAGCGUGACCUCCUUUUAAAGGACGGGGUGGUUCUGCGGCGUCCGCUGUAAGGCUGCCUUUGAGUCGGUUCAUUCGGAGCGACUCCUCGGAUCCGGAAGGCAGCGGGGUCUCGGGGCAAGGUCCCUGCUUUCAUCCACUCUCGCAGGUUUCUCUUCCGUCGGCCGCUCUCUGCCGCCGUGUCUGAAUGCCCGGCGACUCGGGGCGAGAGGCCUUCGCGAGGCCCGCCGCGGUUUCGCACAGCAACAUCUGGGGAAAAAACAUCCUUUGCGUUCCUUGGGUUAAUCGUCCCCUCUGCGUCCUUUCGGACGGCACUGAGGAGGCGCGCGAGCGAAGCCUUUAAAAGCAGUCGGAAAGCUUCGCUAAAAUGCCUUUCAGUUUCACGCGUUUCGAUUGGCCCGGUACAAACCGCUGGCCUGGGCGCCGUUUUCGAUUAGAACCCCGUUACCCCCCUUCCAAGCCCGUCUUACCAGCCCACGCGUACAGUUCUCUUCUGCUGGGUAAGAUCUCCAUGCCAACACUGAUUGCCCAAGCUGUGGUGCCACCAGGCUGGCGGGCUUCUGGGUGCCAUGUGUCUGCUCCUGGCACCUCACCAGCGGUCCAUCUGCCCAGAAGCCCUUAAUCCAGUCAGGAGACGGAGCCUCCGAAAUCAUUAGGAUGUUAAACGGUUGCGUGUUAAAGGCGGCCCGGUCUCCCAGAAGACGGGCCUGGAAAACGGGGUCUGCAGGACUGUUUGACCCAGACCGACUGGGACAGGUUAACCUUCAGCUCCGCGGGCCCUCUCCCUCGGACGGAACGCUCCGGAACUCCUCUCUCACCGCGCUUGGCUAAGGCGAGCCAGCCUGGCUCAACCGAGCAGUUUCAGGGAAAAUACCCAGGAUUCUCAGUCCACUGUUUAUGAAUGUAUUCAGAAAACAGUGAUUUAAAUAUUUAGUUUAAGUCCCUCCACCACCCCCCCCCCCCCCACACCCCCCUCAUUUGUUGGAUCCUUAAGAAUGGAGCGACCAUUUGAGUGUACAUUUUGUAAACACUUCCUUUCAUGAAAAAUGUAAUUUAUUUUUAGACUGGAUCAGAACUUUUGUAAUAAGGCCAUGUAAGUGUCACAGUGUUCCCAGAUGAACUGAGUUUUUUUUUUUUUGCUAGAAAAUUUUGCUAUGCCGUUCAGUAUAUAUUUUUAAAAAUUGCACAUGCCUUGUAAAUUCUAUUUCUUAGUGUCAAAAUGUAUUUAUUUUUAAACGAACCACUUGAUAAAAUAAAGAUCCGUGUGAAAUACA
Molecule: messenger RNA, 10411 nt
Organism: Anguilla anguilla (European eel)
Lineage: Eukaryota; Metazoa; Chordata; Actinopteri; Anguilliformes; Anguillidae
Gene: cep192
Product: centrosomal protein 192
Exons: 48
Coding region: 363-8585 (2740 amino acids)
Biological process (GO): centrosome-templated microtubule nucleation; protein localization to centrosome; centriole replication
Cellular component (GO): cytoplasm; centriole; pericentriolar material
Molecular function (GO): protein kinase binding
Source: RefSeq, a predicted model, not a curated record